CGGGGGGGGGUUCUACGCUCCCUCAGCCAAUAGCAGGAAGGGUGUCUCCGGGUGGACGGAAGCCGUCGUUUGCAUGUGGUAGAGACGCUCGCGUUGAUAGUUAACAUAAUUUACAUGCUGAAAAGAACUGCCUUGAUUGAACAGAGAGGGAUGAUGCCUUGGAGGCUUCAAAAUCCUCCGUUCCAGAUCUGACUUCUAUUCAAUUUAAUUUUUUUAAACAUGCUUUACCUCAUUGGUCUUGGACUUGGAGAUGCCAAAGAUAUUACAGUAAAAGGUCUGGAAGUAAUAAAACGGUGCAGCCAAGUAUACCUGGAAUCCUACACUUCAAUCCUCACUGUUGGAAAGGAAGCACUGGAGGAGUUCUAUGGCAAAGAACUGAUCCUUGCUGACCGAGAAACGGUAGAACAAGAAGCAGAUGCAAUCCUGAAGGAUGCACAGAUAUGUGACGUGGCUUUUCUUGUUGUUGGAGAUCCUUUUGGGGCUACGACACACAGUGACCUUGUUCUCCGGGCCGUGAAGCUUGGGAUUCCAUACAGAGUCAUCCAUAAUGCUUCCAUACUGAAUGCCGUUGGCUGUUGUGGUUUGCAGCUGUACAAUUUUGGAGAAACUGUUUCUGUCGUUUGCUGGACCGAUACAUGGAAGCCCGAGAGUUUUUUUGACAAGAUCACGAAAAACAGAAGGAAUGGGAUGCAUACGCUCUGCCUACUCGACAUUAAAGUAAAGGAGCAAUCCAUGGAGAAUCUCGUGAAGGGGAAGAAGAUUUAUGAACCACCCUGGUACAUGUCUGUGAAUCAAGCAGCAGAGCAACUCCUUGCCAUUGUUCAGAAGAGGCGGCUAGAGGGUGAAGAGCCAGAAAUUACAGAGCACACGGUGUGUGUAGGCUUAGCAAGAGUUGGUGCAGAGAAUCAAAAGAUUGCUUCAGGCACUCUGCAGGAAAUGACCACAGUGGUGCUGGGUGAACCUCUACACUCUCUGGUAGUAACUGGAACUUUGCAUCCUUUGGAAAUAGACAUGCUAAAACUCUUUGCAGCAGAUAAAUCUGUCUUUGAACACUGCUGAAUAAAAACACUCCAUACAUGC
Varanus komodoensis (Komodo dragon) is the source of this 1080-nucleotide messenger RNA. It is a transcript of the gene DPH5, whose product is annotated as diphthamide biosynthesis 5. Bases 220 to 1059 code for a protein of 279 amino acids. Gene Ontology annotation, molecular function: diphthine synthase activity. The transcript is spliced from 9 exons. Gene Ontology annotation, biological process: protein histidyl modification to diphthamide. Lineage: Eukaryota; Metazoa; Chordata; Lepidosauria; Squamata; Varanidae. The record is from RefSeq and is a predicted model, not a curated record.